Molecule: messenger RNA, 767 nt
Organism: Lucilia sericata (common green bottle fly)
Lineage: Eukaryota; Metazoa; Arthropoda; Insecta; Diptera; Calliphoridae
Exons: 2
Source: RefSeq, a predicted model, not a curated record
CAACAUGUCUAAUUGCUGACUUUUAAGCAAUUUCUAUAUGUUGCCAACAACCCACAAACACAACAGCUUUAGUUAUACAAAUUAAUUGUUAAAAACAAGAAAACAAAAAUAUAAAUAUUAAAAAUAUCUCACCCGCCCCCCGUACAAGUGUUGAGUAGAAUAAUAAAAAACAAUGUUUCCCCGCCUACCAGGACCCAUAACAGAUGACAUAUUUCUGGGUGCCACAACCACAAUAAGAACAGCAUUUCCAAAUUCACGCUUAGACUCGUUAACAAAUCACAAUCAACAGCAACUGCAUCACAGCAAUAGCAACAACAACAACAAUCAUUACGCUCAGCCAACACCAACACCUGCCAGCAAUGGUCACCAGCAACAACAACAAUUGCUAUCACCAUACGAUCCAACGAUAUCGGCUGAUUUUCUGGCCACUGCAACAUUAAAUGAGGCAGCCGGAGCAGCCAUUGAAAGUGUAGCAAAUAGUUUAGGUGUAGCGGGUGCUGGUAGCGGUAGUAAUAGUAUUAGCAAUAGUUUUUUACCUGCCAACAAUGAUGAUGAUGACUUUUGGUUAAAUGCCAUCGAAGAGGACACGUUUGAGUCACCAUUGGCAUUUGAUGCCAGCGAAAAUGGUCUUUGGAAUGGACAUUUUGUACCACCGCCACCGAGGCCACCGUUUUUGGAUGAGAGCGUGGCAGCGGAUGGUCUAACAACCUGUGAUCUAUGUACUUGGGCAUGGCAACGUAAUGCCUAUUCAUUGGAUGGUUCGAUAG